Messenger RNA from Xenopus tropicalis (tropical clawed frog), 4446 nucleotides. It is a transcript of the gene ipo9, whose product is annotated as importin 9. Gene Ontology annotation, cellular component: nucleus. Gene Ontology annotation, biological process: intracellular protein transport; intercellular transport; establishment of protein localization to organelle. Gene Ontology annotation, molecular function: small GTPase binding; histone binding. NCBI's taxonomy places the organism in Eukaryota, Metazoa, Chordata, Amphibia, Anura, Pipidae. The record is from RefSeq and is marked provisional.
GUGAGACUUUAAGGUGUCUGCCUGUUUGCACUGGUGCCAUGGCUCACCCACAGCAAGGAGGGCUGCCUGCCGUUCAGGCCGGGCUGAGAGAGGCCCUGCUUGACACUCUGAAUGGCAUCCUUUCUCCCGGACACGAGGUGCGAGCGGCUGCCGAGGAGCAGUUGAAAGUGUUAGAAGUGACAGAGGAGUUUGGAGUACAUUUGGCAGAACUGACUGUGGAUCCACAGGGUGCUCUUGCUAUUAGACAGUUGGCGUCAGUGAUUCUUAAGCAGUAUGUAGAGAAUCAUUGGUGUUCUCAAUCUGAGAAGUUUAGAUUGCCAGAAACAACAGAACGGGCCAAAACUGCAAUUCGCCAGCUACUUCCUACAGGGCUGCGAGAGUCUAUCAGUAAGGUGCGAUCUAGUGUAGCUUAUGCUGUGUCUGCCAUUGCACACUGGGACUGGCCAGAGGCAUGGCCUCAGUUGUUCAACAUACUCAUGGAGAUGUUGGUGAGCGGGGAGGUCAAUGCAGUUCAUGGAGCAAUGAGAGUGUUGACAGAAUUCACCAGAGAGGUGACUGACACACAAAUGCCUCUGGUUGCCCCCGUUAUUCUUCCAGAAAUGUACAAGAUAUUUACUAUGUCAGAGGUUUAUGGCAUUCGAACUCGCUCCCGUGCAGUUGAGAUCUUCACCACUUGUGCCCAUAUGAUUUGUACCAUGGAGGAGCUUGAAAAGGGUGUUGCCCAUGCUCUGAUCUUCCCAGUUGUGCAACAGUUCACAGAAGCAUUUGUGCAGGCUCUACAGAUGCCUGAUGGGCCAACGUCUGACAGUGGCUUAAAGAUGGAGGUGUUAAAGGCAGUGACUGCUCUGGUGAAGAAUUUCCCUAAACACAUGGUGUCCUCCAUGCAGCAAAUCUUGCCUAUUGUGUGGAAUACCCUAACGGAGAGUGCAGCAUUCUAUGUUAGGACAGAAGUAAAUGACACUGAAGAUAUUGAGGAUCCUGUUGAUUCAGAUGGAGAGGUUUUAGGUUUUGAGAACCUGGUUUUUAGUAUCUUCGAAUUUGUGCAUACAUUACUAGACAGCAAGUUUAAAGGGACAGUUAAGAAAGCACUUCCAGAGUUAAUUUAUUACAUUAUUCUGUACAUGCAGAUAACAGAGGAACAGAUAAAAGUUUGGACUGCAAAUCCUCAACAGUUUGUUGAGGAUGAAGAUGAUGACACUUUUUCGUAUACUGUCCGUAUUGCAGCUCAGGAUCUGCUGCUAGCUGUUUCCAGUGAAUUUCAGAAUGAGAGUGCUGUGGCACUAGCAGCGGCAGCCACACGUCAUCUUCAGGAAGCAGAGCAAUAUAAGGCUCAAGGAGGAGAGCAUUGGUGGAAGAUACAUGAGGCCUGUAUGCUGGCCCUUGGAUCAGUAAAGUCUGUGAUCACAGAAGGUGUUCAGAGUGGACGGGUGCAGUUUGAUAUGCAUGGAUUCCUAACUGGUGUCAUCCUUUCAGAUCUCAACCUUUCAGUAUCUCCAUUCCUCCUGGGACGCUCUCUAUGGGCUGCAAGUCGCUUCACAGCAGCAAUGUCUCCGGAGCUGAUACAGCAGUUCCUUCAGGCAACAGUUAGUGGACUGCAUGAUAACCAGCCACCAUCUGUACGCAUUUCUGCUGUCAGAGCCAUUUGGGGGUACUGUGAUCAACUUAAAAUCUCAGAGAGUACCCACGUGUUGCAGCCAUUUCUGCCAAGUGUUCUUGAUGGUUUGAUACACCUUGCAGCUCAAUUUACAUCUGAAGUGCUGAAUCUGGUAAUGGAGACGCUAUGCAUUGUAUGCAGUGUUGAUCCAGCUUUCACUGCCAGUGCAGAGGCCAAGAUCUGCCCCUUCACCAUCGCCAUAUUCCUAAAGUACAGCAAUGAUCCUGUGGUGGCAUCUCUGGCUCAGGACAUUUUUAAGGAGUUGGCUCAAAUACCCGGAUGCCAAAAUGCCAUGCAGAUGAGGCUUAUACCAACUUUGGUUAGCAUCAUGCAAGCACCUGCUGAAAAGAUACCAUCUGGGCUCUGUGCUACUGCAAUUGAUAUUUUAACUACAGUGGUGAGGAACACUAAACCACCUCUAUCUGAGCUGCUAAUCUGUCAGGCCUUCCCUGCUGUGGCCCAGUGCACCCUUCGUGCAGAUGAUAAUACAAUCAUGCAGAAUGGUGGGGAGUGCCUUCGUGCUUACGUGUCGGUUGCUCUCGAGCAAGUUGCUCAGUGGCGUGAUGAACAAGGACACACUGGGCUUUGGUAUGUGAUGCAGGUCGUCAGUCAGCUACUGGAUCCUCGUACAUCAGAAUUUACAGCAGCUUUUGUUGGACGCCUUGUAUCUACACUUAUCUCCAAAGCUGGUCGUGAACUGGGGGAAAAUCUAGACCAGAUCUUAAGAGCGAUCCUUAGCAAGAUGCAGCAGGCAGAGACACUUAGCGUAAUGCAGUCUCUGAUUAUGGUCUUUGCACACCUUGUACACUCCCAGUUGGAGCCCCUGCUUGAGUUUCUAUGCAGUCUUCCUGGCCCAACUGGAAAACCAGCUCUUGAGUUUGUAAUGUCUGAGUGGAUGAGUCGGCAGCAUUUGUUUUAUGGUCAAUAUGAAGGCAAAGUCAGCUCUGUGGCUCUGUGUAAGAUCCUCCAAUACGGAAUAACUGUUGAUGACAAGAGGCUACAAGACAUAAAAGUGAAAGGAGAUGAAAUAUUCAACAUGGAGGAGGGAAUUCGCACAAGAUCAAAGACUUCAAGAAAUCCUGAAUGUUGGACAACCAUACCCCUGCUUGUGAAGAUGUACAAACUGAUUAUUAAUGAAUUGUCCACAGUGAUUGAGGCAAAUGCUACUCGUAAUACAGAAGAUGAGUGGAUUCAGGGGAAUGGUGCGGAUGACCCGAAUGAUAUGUGGGAAGAUGAAGAUGAGGAAGAUGAAGGUCUGGCAGGGCAACUGCUGUCUGAUAUCCUCUCCAGCAAUAAAUAUGAUGAUGAUUAUUAUGAAGAUGAUGAAGAGGAUGAUCCUGAUGUACUGAAGGAUCCUCUAUAUCAGAUUGACUUACAGACCUACCUGACAGAUUUCCUGAGGCAGUUUGCUCAGCAGCCAUGCUUUUCUGCAUUCUCCGAACAUCUCAACGACAAUGAGCGGCGGACCCUUCAGUCAAUUGGAAUUUGAAUUCCCCAGCUAUGGAAUGAUGCCUGGUGCCAUCCCAAUAAUGAUUAAAGGGCUGCCCAGCAAUAUCACGUGAACUGGUGACUGCCUUUCCUGGGACACCCUGCUGAUGCUCUGAAGUGAAAUUUGUCAUAAGUUUGUCCUUUAAAAGCCUAACUUGGGAAUCUUCUCACUCCAUUAUCAUUCCCGGACAAUUGGUGAUCAUAAGUAAACUUAUACUUAUAAGCUUAUCACUUAUAUCAUAAGUAAAUUAAGUUGGUGUAAAGAGGUGGCUACAAAGCACUUAGCAAAGUUUCUCUGGAUGCAUUUCCCCUGAGGAAGAGUUACAGAUGCUGCAGUGUCAAAACAGACUGAUUCUUUUCUUUGAACGAACCACACAAUCACAUCAGCGUGUUUCCCGCAUACUUUGUGUCUGUGCAAUUAUGGGAUACCAGUGUUACCUUCCCUACUUCUUUAAAUUAAAACAUAGUGCCUUGUGAUAAUGCAGGGUAAACACAUUCUAAAUGCUCUAUUCCACAUAGUCCAACGACCUCUGUGUAUGGCACUGGUUUGUGAGAAACCUAAUUUCUGUUGGUUGAACCCCUUUUAAAAUAGGUAUAUUUUGUGUCAACAAAUGAGAAUAUUAGCUGUACAUGUAGCACUGGUGCUCCUUCUGAAGACAGAAUGCCAUUUGGGAAGUCUGCACCAACCUUUGGACUGAAAUGUAUGUGACCUCAACUUUGUAGACUACUUUCUGUUGCUUAUUUUUUAGAUCACACAGACUGGAUGCUUCACAUUAACCCUUUUUGCACAAAUCCUAAGGGGUCUGUGAGACAUGCAAGGCACCUUUACACACAGAUUCAUGUGUAGAAUUAUUGUAAACUGAUGUUUCCUUGCCUUUUUACAAUCUGGUUUAACACCAACAAUUUUAGAACAGGUGGCGCUUUUAGCAACUGCUUUAUAACAAUGACUGAGAAGUUGCAAUUUUUAACUAAUCCGGUCAAAUACAUAAAUCCAGCACUGCGAUAAAAAAUGCAGAGGCCUUUUUAAAGUGCUAAAAAUAAUCUUAAAUGUCUAUAACAUCAGUUUCACAAUAACAUUAUUUAUCUACAGGGUCAAAAAAAUGCAAUGAUGACAGUUCUGAAUUACAUUUCAUGUGGUAAAGUCUAUUCUUAAGGCUUUACUGUUUUUGUCAGUGCAAAAUACUUAUAGCAUUAGAGAAUGCGGAGACUCAACUGUAUUGCUUUUACAAGGAAGCAUUUGAAAACAUUUAAUAGGUUUGGGUCAUGUCCAUGUUUAACAAACUGACAUGAGAACUGAGGUAAAA